This is a messenger RNA of Neohortaea acidophila, 639 nucleotides long. Its product is annotated as Nitroreductase-like protein. Gene Ontology annotation, biological process: cellular response to oxidative stress. NCBI's taxonomy places the organism in Eukaryota, Fungi, Ascomycota, Dothideomycetes, Mycosphaerellales, Teratosphaeriaceae. The record is from RefSeq and is a predicted model, not a curated record. The coding region runs from base 1 to 639 and encodes 212 amino acids. The transcript has a single exon.
AUGUCGGAUUCCAAAGCGACGGUGGACUCGCUAUUCACCGCAGCGGAGACUCGCUUGUCAUGCUACACCCUCUCCAAUGAAAGCACCAUCAAGGAUUCACGGAUCGCAGAAAUCGUGGAACGAGCGGUGAAGCAUGCACCGUCAUCUUUCAACGUCCAAUCGGCCAGAGCAGUCAUCCUCGUCAAGCAAGAACACGAGGCGCUAUGGGCUUUGGCUGAUGAAAGCGUGACGAGCGCCACGGAGGAGAAGAACCACGCCUUCCUCUCCAAGAUGGUGCAAGGCUUCCGCGGCGCAUACGGGACGGUGUUAUGGUUCGAGGACCAAGAAGCACUGGACGGCCUGGCGGCGAAGAACCCGCUCUUUGGACAUCUCGUUCCGGAGUGGGCGGACUCGUCGUCGGGGAUGCAUCAGUUCCUCGUGUGGACGGCGUUGGAGCUGGAGGGCUUGGGAUGCAAUCUGCAGCAUUUCAACUUCAUGUCGGAGUUCAGUGAAAAGGUGCGCGAGCGAUGGAGUCUUCCCAAAUCAUGGAUCCUCAAGUCUCAGCUGGUGUUUGGGAAGCCUGUGGAUGGGUUGAAGCGGAGGAAAGAGAGGACGUAUGAACCUUUGGAGGGCAGAGUGAAGAUUGUCGGCUCGUCGUGA